CACCCCACAGUCGUAUUCCCAUCCCCAUUCCUCGCCGCCCUCCCGCGCCGCCGCCGCCGCCAACGAUGGGGAGGGUGCCGGCGCAAGCCAUGCGCGCCGCGAAGGUCCCCCGCCACGCCCUCGUCCCGAAGCCCUCCACGGCGUCCACCCCGCCGCCCCCUCCCCCGCCACCACGUGGGCCUUGCCCCGCUGACGGUAAACCUCCCCACGGCAAGCCGCCCCGGAGAACCCCCAGGGCCCCCUCUGAGCACGCGGGGGCCCUGGCCCUGACGGACCGGCCGGCGCCGCCGGCCGAGAAGAGGCCCAUCACCACGCCCGCGGAGCUCUCGGCCGCCAUCCGCGCCGCGGUGGACGCCGACGUGGACGCGGCCGCCUCGCUCGCGCUCAAGGCCGCGCCCACCAUCCCGCUCCCUGCGCAGUCGCUCGCCCUCAUCCUCCGCCGCCUCGCCGCGCACCGCUCCGUCGCCGCGGCGCGGGACCUCCUCGCGGCGCUCCCGUACUCCGCCGACAACCCUGCGCCGCGCCCGGCGCUGCUGGCCCUCGCCGACGCGUGCUGCCGCCGCGGCGACCCGCGCGAGAUCGGGCAGCUCCUGCCCGUCCUCGCCGACCACGGCGUCCGCGCCGACGCCCACGUCUACAACGCCCUCAUGAAGGGGCACUGCGCCGACUCCGACACCGCGGGGCUCCUCGGCGUGCUCCGCCGGAUGAAGGACGACGGCGUGGACCCUGACCUCGUCACCUACAACACCCUCGUCUACGGCCUCGCGCGCGCCGGGCUCGUCGCCAAGGCCAGGACCUACCUCGACGCCAUGGCUGCCGAGGGCCUCUUCCCGGACGUCAUCACCUACACCUCGCUCAUGAACGGGAUGUGCGUCAAGGGCGAUGCCCUGGGCGCGCUCAAGCUGCUUGAGGAAAUGAAGGCCAAUGGGUGCGAGCCCAAUGACCGGACGUACAACACGCUGCUCAUGGGGCUCUGCAGGAACAGGAAGCUAGACAAGGCCUUCGAGGUGUACAAGUCCAUUGUAGGGGCUGGGAUGAAGCUCGAGCCACCGGCGUACGCGACGUUCAUCAGGGCAUUGUGUCGGUCCGGGAGGGUUCCCGAUGCAUAUGAGGUGUUUGAUUACGGGAUUGAGAGCAAGAGCUUUCCGCAGGCAGCCGCGUACAGUGAGCUUGAGAGCUCACUCAAAUGGCUGCGCAAGAUGAAGGCGUAGCAUGAAGGCCCGAGGAAGGCUAAUAAGCCAUAGUCUUCUGUUGCCGGUGCUUGCUUCACACCUGAUUCAAUAACCAUUACCAUUAUACAGAAGAUCAUGGUUUAAACCCUUGGGAGGGGCGAGGAGUUGCGAUGCGGCACAAUAUCGCUUUCGCAACAGCGGACUGGAAGGGUUUUCAUCAUGAAACAGGAAAGAAGAACACACUGGACUGCUUUUGACCCCAGGAGGAUCAGAUUUGCUGUACCUAUGGGAAUGGACCAACCGAGAUCUUGAUUCCGGAAGCGGCUCGGGGAGAGGUGGAGGAUUGCUGCCGGUUACGGAGUUGAGCAGAAGAUUCGUGGAAACAGAGCCACUGUGUUGUGCAAGUCGUUCGUUUUUUGGGGUGUGUGUGACAGAUUUUGUUUGACUAGAAGCCGGACUUCUCAUGUUGACGGUCUGCUUGUUUGUUGUUAGACUCUACGCUUUGAGCUGUGGGUUGCCUAA
Triticum aestivum (bread wheat) is the source of this 1694-nucleotide messenger RNA. Its product is annotated as pentatricopeptide repeat-containing protein At2g17670. The transcript is spliced from 2 exons. Gene Ontology annotation, molecular function: protein binding. The record is from RefSeq and is a predicted model, not a curated record. Bases 66 to 1211 code for a protein of 381 amino acids. Lineage: Eukaryota; Viridiplantae; Streptophyta; Magnoliopsida; Poales; Poaceae.